Messenger RNA from Symbiodinium sp. CCMP2592, 2601 nucleotides. NCBI's taxonomy places the organism in Eukaryota, Dinophyceae, Suessiales, Symbiodiniaceae. The record is from the annotation of a GenBank genome assembly.
AUGGAGUGGCAAGUCGCGAGGAGAGGUUUCCUCUCGGAUUGGUCGCUUGCACCUUCAAGCAACUCCUUACAGGAGGUCCUGGAGCGGAGGACGGCACCUCGCAGCUACGAGAGGGUGGUGCUUUGUGCAGAGGUACAAGCCGCGCUGCUGGCGAAACACGGCCGGCUUUGCAAAGAAGAGAGCGGCUACACGGAGGAUAAGGAGCUCUUCGACGACCAGUGGCGGGAGACGCUCCAGCUGACUGUGGGGAUGCCUUGCCUCGUCCCGGGCUCGGGGCAGCUGGCAGCCUACUUGGGAGAGGAGAUCGGCGGCGAGGAGCCGCGCGUUCGCCUGCGAGUGCUCGCCCCGCACGAGCCGGCGGAGGCGGAGCAAAGCCACGAGCGGCGGCAAGUUCUGCCGCUGCCCACGGCACCGGCCUCCGUUGGAGACUGGGUGCUGCCCUUGGCCUCAGAACGGCUCCUGGGAAGGCCUGGGCUCUGCCUCGAGGCGCUGCCCCCAACCGGCGGGACGCACUUCCUCGUUGCAUUCCCGCAGGAAUCCAACGCUGAGGUGCCGCCGGAGAUCUCCUGCAUGGACCAGCAAGAGCUGGUCGCUCUGCCGGCGAAACACUCGGACUGGCUCACGCCUGUGGAGGAGACUCUGAAGAAUUGCCAAGAGGUGCGUGCGGCACUUCAAAAUCUGCAGUUGCCUCAAGCAAUCGGGGCUGACGAAGCCGAAGAAGAGGAGGACUCCUCGAAGAGCUGUACUCUCGAAUCCGAGGACUCCGAAUCGGAGGAACGGUCGCCGAAGAUGCGAACGCUGAGACAGAGUCGGCACGACCUCUUCGGCUCCUUUGCACGGCGCCAGCUGCCGAGCCCCAUGGAUGCCAGGACCGGGACAGGCACAACGCGCCUGAAGGAGCGUUCGAUUUGGAAGCACACGCAGGACACGGUGUUCGCCUCCCGAGCCUCCUCUUGCAUGUUGGGAGGGACCCUCAGAGACGAUGAUCUUCCAGAAAAUCAGGACGACUCCAUGAGCCCAGGGCUCCCGGCCGUCAAGGAGGUCUUUGAGGAACACAACGAAGUGCCUGGCGCCCCGGAAUCCCGCCCGGAGCAGGACAGCUUGGAUCCCAACCCUGAGGCGUCGCUGCCCCACCAGGUGGCCUCGCCUGAGCGCGGCUCUCCCGAGCGGAGGAGGCGGCCGCAGCUGCCCUCCGGCGCUUUGUCAGGCAGCGGCUUUCUGAGCCCGAAGUCAGGAUCGGCUUCCGGGCAAUCCCUGCUGGCGUGGGCCGAACAGAAGGGCCUCUGCAGCCCUGUGAGCCCCGACAGCCGGAGGUCGACCACGAGCAGCCGCGCCGGCAAGUGGAGCCCUGCAGCCACAGAUCCCUACACCUAUGCCUGCGGCAGUCCUACCAUGAGGAAUCGACGUAGCUUCAUGUCGCUGGAGCAGCUUUUUGCUCUUUGCAAGGAGCUGAAGAUCAUGCCGGAUUUGAUGAGCAGACAAGCUGUGGUGCGCAUCUUCAAGAGAGCACAGUGUGCAGGUUCGGCAAGUGCACAUGGCGGCAGCAACUUCGGAUACCUGUCGCAAGAGGCAGCGUUCAGCCUCACAUGCCUUUUGACGAGUUUUGACGGCCUCCUUUUUUCCCUCUCGCGGUCCAAGUUCGCUCCAGCGAGGAUGUUCAUCUGCUGUGUGGACUCUUCAGCUGAUGACAAGGAGCUGCCCCCUGCCAAGCUUGUGACAUCAGACGAGGUGCUGCCUGCCCGCUCGUCGUCAGUGGCGCAAGAGCUGACAAUCGGAGCCCGCCCGGCCAAGGAGGAGUGCUUCACUUUCAGCGUUGACGUGGUGCGAUCGCCGGGAACGAGCUUUGGUGUAGACAUCUCGGCUGCUGGAAAGGUUUGCAUGGUGAACGCAGUGCAGGCGGGAAGCCUGGUGGGGGACUGGAACAACCAGUGCGCUCCCGAACACCGGAUCCGACAGUACGACCGCCUGAUGGCAUUCAAUGGCGAUCGGCCCUCCAAAGGGAAGGAGAUGCUGGAAAAGCUUCGAGAUGCCUCAGGUCCCGUGACCAUCACCGUGCAGCGACCCGUGGUCCAGCAGGUGAUCGUUUCUAAGAACGGCAAGGAGCUGGGCCUCGGCGUCAUCGAUGGACAGAGCUUUCUCCUGGUUACGAGGAUCGCAGAGGGUGCCGUCAACGACCACAACCUUGCGGCCACAUCGGACCAGGUCAUCAAGGUGCCGAGCCGGAUCGUGACGGUGGAUGGCAAGAAGGGCUCAGGUGCAGAGCUGUUGAAGCUGAUGGAGAACGUUGCUGGGUCGGAAGGCACAUGUCUUGGAAUUGAGUUCAUGAGCCUUGCAGCUUUCGCAAUGCAAACCCGAAAGCUCGUAGGACGGACGGAUGCGAAAGCUGGGCUGAAGGCUUUUGUGGACGCCAUGGGCCGGAUCGCGAUUCAGGCUUACACCGAGGAGCCUUAUUGUGACGAGUAUCCAGAGCCUCACGAGAAGAUUCUGGCCUUCUUGUCCGACCGCCUGCCGGGACAGAUCAGGACGAUGCGCGAGAGCUUCCGCUAUGGCUGCAGUGGCCGUGGCCCAGCAGUGUCGCCAGGCUACAUUGGCAGGCGCUGA